Molecule: messenger RNA, 1776 nt
Organism: Orbilia oligospora ATCC 24927
Lineage: Eukaryota; Fungi; Ascomycota; Orbiliomycetes; Orbiliales; Orbiliaceae
Exons: 1
Coding region: 1-1776 (591 amino acids)
Molecular function (GO): protein binding
Source: RefSeq, a predicted model, not a curated record
AUGAUAACGAGCUCUUCACCAGUCCUCAACCUCACCCGGCGGAGUCUCUGCCCCCGAGGCACCAGAGGAGGACUGGUCUGGCGAAGAUGGAAUCGAUUCCAAUCCUCAAUGGCAUAUGGCGGGGCUGUUCCGACGUUCGAGUCUUUCCAGCCGGCUGCUGCUUCAAUCGAUCUCGACGUUCUCGAACACUUCGAACUCCCCGAACAAUACCAAACGCCUACUAUCGUCGAAGACCCCGCAGACUUACCGUCUAAAUACUCCCUUGCGGUUCCAGCGAUUGGUACUAAGAUCCCUACGGCCGUACGUUCCUUCGCUAGUAGCGUACGGUCGCAAUCUUUCAAACAAGUCUUGGAAUCUUUCAAGGACCUUCAUCAGCAUGGGUUUAUAAAAUACCUCUCCAGCACGGAUUUUAGCAACAUCCUCAUUGCUGCCAAUCCGAAACUCAUCUUUCCGGUUGAAAAGAUGGCUCGAAAGAUCGUUCCGGGCACGGUACCAGACGCCAAUCCCUACAUAAGGGUUUAUAAACGCUUCUGGUCCGACUUGAACUUCGUACUCGAAAAUAUGAUUCUGAACGGCCACCAACCCACUAUACUGGACUACACUGGUCUCAUGGGAAAAGCAAUGUGGACACAGAACAAAACGAUACAAGACUCGUUCUGGAAUAGGAUGUUAAAGCAAGGACUAAAACCCAAUACAUGGACAUAUAACACCCGUCUAGCAAUGGUAGCCGGCAUCCGUCCCGCCAACAGUCUCGAAAAGUUCCCGCUCGUCCAUACCGAAAAAUAUGUCAACUACUGGAUGGGACAAGAGAAUAACGCUGUCACAGAGGCAAUGGCAAUAUACGCCGAGCUCCUAAAGAAUGGAUUAUACCCCAACUCCAUGACCGUAGAGCUUCUAAUAAUGGCGCAUGCAAGAGUUGGCGAUAUUCCCGGUAUUUCGAAGAUCCUUCGGAAUGUUUAUGGCGUCAAAAUCGACGGGAACAACGAAUCUGCAAAACCUAUAAUUCCCAAGGGAUCACCGGUAUACCCGACUGCGAGGACCUUGAAGGCACUUGCUGUUGCAUACUGUCGAAACUCGCAGUUCAGUGGAGCAUUACAAGCCGUGGAGUUUUUGUCUCGGAUAUAUGGCCUGAAAAUCGAUGAGAAGACUUGGGAUGUACUGUUAACCUACAGCUACGCAUUCUCACGGCCGAAAUACGGACUCCUACCCGCGGAUGCGACAUCGAAGUUGUCGACCAUGAUGCAGGAGAGGACGCAAAACGCCGAACCAAGUUUACAAGCUAGAGAUAUUGUGAUUAGAUCUUUGGCAAGAUCCGACGAUCCUGAGGAAUUGGAAUUGGCGGAGAAGGAGAUCAGAAAGGCAGUAAUGUACUUCCGUACCAAAGUACAGCAGAAGUACAUGACCUCCCGAGAACGAUGGGUCAACAUGCCGGCGGAGAGCAGUAGCCACGAAGGAUCCGAACUCUGGAGGCUGGAGAAGAUGAUGGAUGAACAGUUGUACAAGGUGUGCAUGUGGAAGGACUCGAUGGGGUAUUGGUUAUAUGCGCUUGUCAGGGCGCAUUGGGACCGUAUGCAAAAAUUAAACCUACCGAUUGCGGAGUUUGAGACGAUACAGAUGAAUAUAUUGGAGGAGUUUGGAGCCUAUUGGCACGAAUAUAGGCCAAUAUUUGAGAAGCCGAAGGCAGUCGAUGAGAAGAAGGUUGUGCCGGAGAGGGUGAAGUUUAGGUAUAAGUAUCCGGCUUCGAUGGCCGGACUGAAGGGAUUCCCUGCUAUGUGA